Molecule: messenger RNA, 201 nt
Organism: Closterium sp. Naga37s-1
Lineage: Eukaryota; Viridiplantae; Streptophyta; Zygnematophyceae; Desmidiales; Closteriaceae
Source: the annotation of a GenBank genome assembly
AUGGCUCUCGUCCGCACCUUCGUCGGCACGUUCCUGGCCAACGUGGUGUUUUAUAACAAGGCCGUGACGAGCUUCUUAGCGGGGACGGUGGUGGGGAUAUACGUCGGACAGAAUUACGACGUGCCGAAUGUAGAAGAGAACGCGCGCAAAGUCCUUGCAUAUGCUCAAGAAUUACAUGACAGGUACCGCAGGCAGCCGUAA